GAGCCGAGCCACGUGAGAGCCAAGAUUGGCUGGCUCUGGAGGCUCGGGUGGUCCGGCUUCUACUGUCACGUGGUGUGUGCUGUUUUCUCAUCACGUGCCUGCCGCCCAGGUAAGAAGAGGCCGCUCUUCUGGGCUUGGGGUCUUUUCUCCGUGUAACGUGUGGCUUUUGUUAUCAGCCCUCUUUUACGAGCGUAGGCUGCAUGAGUAUGGGGCGGGCUCCCGCAGUCCUGCUCGGUGGAGGGGCUGCUCUGCUCCUGUCGUGUCUUUGGAUGCCGGCACUGCUGCCUGUGGCCUCCCGCUUUCUGUUGCUACCCCGAGCCCUGCUGUCCAUGGCUUCUGGAAGCCCCCCGUCGCAGCCCUCGCUGGCCUCGGGCUCUAGCUAUGUUCCAGGCUCGGUCUCCGCAGCCUUCGUCACUUGCCCCAACGAGAAGGUCGCCAAGGAGAUCGCCAGGGCUGUGGUGGAGAAGCGCCUAGCAGCCUGCGUUAACCUCAUCCCUAAGAUUACAUCCAUCUAUGAGUGGAAGGGAAAGAUUGAGGAAGACAGUGAGGUGCUGAUGAUGAUCAAAACCCAAAGCUCCUUGGUCCCAGCUUUGACAGAUUUUGUUCGGUCUGUGCACCCUUACGAAGUGGCUGAGGUGAUUGCAUUGCCUGUGGAGCAGGGGAACUCCCCCUACCUGCAUUGGGUGCGCCAGGUCACAGAGUCAGUUUCUGACUCCAGCACAGUCCUACCAUGAGGAGCCCUGUUCCUGCCAUAAUCCCCUCAGAUACUUCAAUGCCCUCUGACUUCCAGGUGAUAAAUGGGCCUCCAUUAAAUCCUAUCUUUGGUUCUUUC
This is a messenger RNA of Lemur catta (Ring-tailed lemur), 832 nucleotides long. It is a transcript of the gene CUTA, whose product is annotated as cutA divalent cation tolerance homolog. Gene Ontology annotation, biological process: response to metal ion. NCBI's taxonomy places the organism in Eukaryota, Metazoa, Chordata, Mammalia, Primates, Lemuridae. Gene Ontology annotation, molecular function: copper ion binding. The record is from RefSeq and is a predicted model, not a curated record.